UGCAGUACAGUCUGUAGUCUUGUGUCGGCCAAUCAGAGCGCAGCAGGCGAGCCUCCCUGAACCUGGGUGAGGAAUGUGAGCCCAUGAGUUUUGGCGUGAUGUGUAAAAGUGUGGAGCAGUGAGUCAUGGAGGUGGUGUGAGUCGGCUGGGCUAUAAACACCACACCCUGUCCUGGUCCGGUCCACAACUGAGCUGCUGCUGCUGCUUCUCUGAAGGUGGGCUCAUCAUGGCGCUGGUGUCUGAGUUCCUGGGUCAGCUGACGCUGUCGUAUGGAGGGGAGGCGGAGCCUAAAUUCCCGACUGUGGUGCCGGCGCGAGACUUCGACCCAGCCCGAGACGCUGCCAGGAUCGACACUGCCAUCAAAACCAAAGGAGUCGAUGAACAAACCAUCAUCGACAUCCUGACGAGACGCAGCUGUGAACAACGCAAAGAGAUCGCAUUCGAGUAUGAGAGAUACGCCAAGAAGGACCUGGUGGUGGCCCUGAAGGGGGCGCUGUCGGGUUCUCUGGAGGCGCUGAUGCUGGGUCUGAUGAAGAGCACCGCUGAGUACGACGCCUCUGAGCUCAAAGCCUCCAUGAAGGGUCUGGGAACAGACGAGGAGACGCUCAUCGAGAUCGUCUGUUCCAGAAGCAAUGAGGAGAUGAUGGUGAUCAAGAGGGUCUACAAAGACAUGUUUAAAAAGGAGCUGGAAAAAGACGUUGCAGGAGACACGUCUGGAAACUUUGCCAAACUGCUGCUGGCUCUAGUGGAGACGAGGAGAGACGAACCAUCCAAUGUGAUCGACUAUGUGAAGAUCGAUGAAGACGCUCGGUGUUUGUAUGAAGCUGGAGUGAAGAGGAAGGGAACUGACGUGGCCACAUGGAUCAGCAUCAUGUCCCAGAGGAGUGUCCCACACCUGCAGAAAGUGUUCGAGCGCUAUAAGAGCUACAGCCCCUAUGACAUGAAGGAGAGCAUCAGGAAGGAGGUGAAGGGCGACCUGGAGAAGUCCUUCCUGACGUUGGUCGAAUGCUUCGAGAACAAGCAGCUGUACUUCGCCAACAGACUCAGUGAAGCCAUGAAGAGUAAAGGUGCGAAGGAGAAGGUUGUGACCCGGAUCAUGGUUUCACGCUGCGAAGUCGACCUAAUGAGGAUAAGAACAGAAUUCAAGAGGCAGCACAAGAGGUCACUGUACCAGACCAUCGCUGAACACACUAAAGGAGAUUAUCAGAAAGCUCUGCUCAGCCUCUGUGGAGGAGAUGACUGAAUCAUCACUCCGGACUCCAUUUCCCAUCAUUCCUCUAUCAGCUUCACCUCACUUCAGUUCUACAGUAUUAAAGUCUGUUCAUUUUUUUUUUUUUUUUUUUUUAAAUCAAAUGCACCAUUUCCUGUUCUGUGUUAGCUGCGCAAUAAAUAAAUAAAACAAACAAAUAAAACACUUUCCACAU
Messenger RNA from Sphaeramia orbicularis (orbiculate cardinalfish), 1424 nucleotides. RefSeq names its product annexin A2-B-like. The transcript has 13 exons. NCBI's taxonomy places the organism in Eukaryota, Metazoa, Chordata, Actinopteri, Kurtiformes, Apogonidae. Gene Ontology annotation, cellular component: cytoplasm; nucleus; vesicle membrane. The coding region runs from base 227 to 1243 and encodes 338 amino acids. The record is from RefSeq and is a predicted model, not a curated record. Gene Ontology annotation, molecular function: phosphatidylserine binding; phospholipase inhibitor activity; calcium-dependent phospholipid binding.